UGUCUGAGGAUGGACAGAUCCCACUCUACCUGGAAAUUCUGCCGGAGGAGACAAGACCCCCUGAGGUUAGCCACCUGGAGCGAAGCACAUCUUUGCUCACGCUCAAAUCUGAGCCGCCAACACCAGUGCACAGAUCCAAGUCCCACUCCGAACUCCUUUUCCGGAAACUAGCGUUGCUCCAGAUCAGUCAGGACCAACAGAAGGCAGACCAGGGAGCAAAGAAACCAUUGGAUACUUGCCAUCGGAGCUCACGCCCCGAACGGCCACCACCUCCUAACUUCAGCAAGAGCCGUGGAGGUCAUAAAGCGCUCCUCUCAGUACAGAUGUCCACCAGGGCGGCCUUGAAUGGUAGGGACACUCAGGAUGGGGACAAUAAAAGCCCUCCAGGUGGCCGUGACACGCAGGAUGGAGGCAGUCUGAAGAUGUUUGAAAAAGAUGAAGAUGAUGAAAAAGAGCCCUGCAGCCCAUUGCUCCCGAGCCAGAGUUCGCCACAGCCGCCGAGCCCCCAUUCCUCAGCCUCGGCCUUACCCCUGCCCCCUCCCCCUCCCCCUCCCCUUCCCCCUCCCAAUUCUGUGUCUGAGGAUGGACAGAUCCCACUCUACCUGGAAAUACUGCCGGAGGAGACAAGACCCACUGAGGUUAACCACCUGGAGCGAAGCACAUCUUUGCUCACGCUCAAAUCUGAGCCACCAACGCCAGUGCACAGAUCCAAGUCCCACUCCGAACUCCUUUUCCGGAAACCAGCGUGGCUCCGGAUCGGUCGGGACCAACAGAAAGCAAACCAGGGAGCAAAGAAACCUUUGGAUACUUGCCAUCGGAGCUCACGCCCUGAACGGCCACCACCUCCCAACUUCAGCAAGAGCCGUGGAGGUCAUAAAGCGCUCCUCCCAGUACAGAUGUCCACCUGGGGACCCUCAAAUAGCUGUGACACCCAGUACAAGGACAGUAAAACCCCUCCAGUUGGCUUUGACACUGAGUGCGAGGACAGCAAAACCCCUCCAGCUGGCUUUGACACUGAGUGUGAGGACAGAAUAGACCCUCCAGGUUCCAGUGACACUCAAUACGAUGAUAAAACUUAUCCAGUUGUAUGUGACACUCAGUACAAGGACAGCAAAACCCCUCCAUUUGCCAGUGACACUCAGUACGGGGACAGUGAAACCUCUCUAGGUUCCUGUGACACUCUGUACACGGACAUAAUAACCCCUCCAGGAGCCAGCGACACUGGGUACGAGGACAGAAAAACCCCUCCAGGGGCCAGCGACACUGGGUACGAGGACAGAAAAACCCCUCCAUUUGCCAGUGACGCUCAGUACAAGGACAGUGAAACCUCUCUAGGUGCCUGUGACACUCAGUACAAGGGCAGCCUGAAGGCAAUCAGGAGCAAGGCGGUCCAUGAUUUUUUCUCCAAAAGACCACUGCCACCAAUCCCCCAAUCAAAGUCACAGUCAGAGCCAUUGUACGAGGAACUGGGCUGGUGCUCAUGCGUUAAAAACGAGGAUUCGGAGGAACGCAAGCCUGAGGACAUCGAGGUACUGAUGGCCUGGUGGCGCACCAUAGAAGAGUGGGAUAACAUGCCACUGGAUUAUGAACUCAAGGAAGAGGAGGAAAUCAGGGUAUUCACUCUCACAGCCUACAGGAUCAAGAUGGGACUUCGUCUCUUCAACUGCCUUUUGUCCAAGAACAGCGAGAGUCUGCAGAACCGCAUAACUGAGCUGAACACCACUGCGGACAACUUGGACAAAACGCGCAAGAGGGCCAAAAUUGCCACCAUGACUGGGGGCACAACGGGGACAGUAGGAGGGGUAGCGGUCGUAGCAGGCUUAGUCCUCGCCCCCCUGACCUUGGGCGCCUCUCUGGUGGUGUCGGCAGUAGGGGUGGGUGUGGCGACGGCUGGUGGGUUGACGGGAGCCUCAGCAGCCCUCACCAACAAAGUCAACAGCAACCUGGACAGGAAGAGGGUGGAGAAGAUUGUGCUGGACUACUGGGACGAGGUUUCGGACAUUGAGAGGUGCCUCCAUUUUGUGUGCCUGGGGAUGGGAUGGCUGGGACAGCAGGACGCCUCCAGGCUGAGGGUCGCUGACGAGGAGACAGUGGCUGUGGCAAGGCUGGCGGAGGUUGCUAGGGGCAACAGCAGCUCCAUCCAAACCGCCUGUCAGUCCUUAGAAAUCCUGCAGAAGUUCUCCCUGGACAUGGACGACUUCUUCACCAAUGGGGAGAGCCAGAAGGUGAAGAAGGGCACAGAGACCAAAUUCGCCGACAAGAUCCGCAGUCUUGCCCAACAACUGCAGGAUGGGCUGGACAGUUUGAUGACAAUCCGGGAGAACCUCACCUUGGCAGCCAGCACAACUGGAGUGUAUGAGGAGCCCAGAUACUGCUGA
This is a messenger RNA of Anguilla anguilla (European eel), 2378 nucleotides long. RefSeq lists its product as uncharacterized. Gene Ontology annotation, biological process: lipid transport; lipoprotein metabolic process. Gene Ontology annotation, molecular function: lipid binding. Bases 324 to 2378 code for a protein of 684 amino acids. Lineage: Eukaryota; Metazoa; Chordata; Actinopteri; Anguilliformes; Anguillidae. Gene Ontology annotation, cellular component: membrane; extracellular region. The record is from RefSeq and is a predicted model, not a curated record. The transcript has 10 exons.